Messenger RNA from Aspergillus campestris IBT 28561, 670 nucleotides. Its product is annotated as 50S ribosomal protein L36. Bases 80 to 427 code for a protein of 115 amino acids. Gene Ontology annotation, biological process: translation. The record is from RefSeq and is a predicted model, not a curated record. The transcript has 3 exons. NCBI's taxonomy places the organism in Eukaryota, Fungi, Ascomycota, Eurotiomycetes, Eurotiales, Aspergillaceae. Gene Ontology annotation, cellular component: ribosome. Gene Ontology annotation, molecular function: structural constituent of ribosome.
CCCGGCCCCAAUUCCGCCUCUAGAUCGGUCUCGCAUCUCUCUAUCGGCGGCUAUAGAGGAUCCCGAUCUCUCCGCCACAAUGCUGUCCUUCCGCUCUCUGUUGCGCCCCUCGACGGGAGCCCUGCGCCAACUUCUCCCCUCCAUGAUCCGCCAGCCGUUCUCCCACGUCGCCCGCCCAUUUACGCAAUUAACACGAUUGUCUCUCGGUAACGGUCUGCGGAGUCUGCGCGCUGGAAAGGCGCAGACGGAGAAUGUGUCUGUUGCGAGUGUGGGGUCCACCGUCCGACAGAUUGAACAGGUCCGGGGGAUGAAGACACGAUCGUCUGUGAAGCGGCUGUGUGAUGGGUGCAAGCCCGUACGGAGAAAGAACCGCGUCUAUAUCAUCUGCUCGAAAAACCCCAAGCACAAGCAACGGCAAGGGAAAUAAAUGUCAUGAGCAGGGGAGGUAGAGAGGAAUGCGGAAAGUCGUCGGAUGGGACUUCUAGGCUCUCGAGACCGCGGCUUGAGGCAUAGAUACGUUUGUGGAUAUACGGCAUCGUCUGGAUGCCCUUCGGGACUGUUCGCAUGUUUAUUGUUGACUGGGAAUCCACCAGCUGGUUGGUUACGGCGCUUAUGUUGAAUACUGCUUCAUAUAUGUAUAGUACAAUGUGCAUUUCAAUUUUACUUGGAC